AUGUGCCCGCUCCGCAAGAUGCCGUCCCUGCGCUGGCGAUGUUUAGCCUCAUCAGGCAAUCUUCGCAGCUCAUCACGAGCUUUUGUGGCUCCUGUCGCAACCACUUGGAAUGUGAUGGCUUCGGAACCUGAUUACAAAGCUCUGGCAGCAGAGAGCAUAUUGCAGCAUGGUUUUGUUCUGUUGCAUGAUCUGUUUCUUCCCGAUGAACUCUGUCGGCUUACCACACCAGCGACUUCCAACACUGAAAGAGUGCUGUCAAUGCUCCGUGCAAAGGGCGUAGACCUGCCAGUGGGCAGUCGAGCAGGUUUCCAUGAGGUCGUGCUCCGGUCUCCCGGCCGAUACGAUGUUCCCUGCGACUUCGAAGUAUUCCCGAAAGAACUGCUGGAGAAAUUCGAGUGUAUUGCCAACGAGCUCCUCGCCGAGACCGAGAUAUCCGAGACCCAGCGGCGAAGCCGAAAGGUCUUCGCAGGCACAGUGCGUGCGUUACCUGGCUCCGAGCGCCAGAUCUGGCACGCCGACUCGCCGCAUGUGUCGUCCGAACAUAAAGGCCCCCACCUGCUGAAUGUUCUUGUGGCCACACGGAAUCUUUCAAAGAAGAUGGGUCCCACGGAGCUUGUGCCGGGAUCGCACGUCCUCACCAACCACUUGCAUCCAAAAGCUCAGUUCUCCACGGAGCUCCUCUACCAGCGCGUCGGCAACUGCCCAGACAAAAUCGGAGCCAAGCAGCUUCCAGUCGCCGCUGAGAUGGAUGCGGGGAGUGUCUUGAUCUUCGAUGACCGAAUCUUACACCGAGGAGGUGAGAACGUUUCGGUCGAGAACCGCGACGUCGUCUUCUUCUCCUAUGCUCGUUUGGAUUUCGAUCCUGAGACCCAUUACGAAGCCGUCCGCUCUCUAAACUCCUAUGACCAUUAUAAGCUGAGCGAAACCGUGAGGAAAGAGUUUCCGGGUCUUCGCAGUGGUCUGAGGGAUGCACCGGUCCUGGCAGACGGGGCAAGUGGCUCACAGCUCCAUGAAUCCGCCAUCCAGGCUGUGCAGGAUCAAUUGACAUAUGGCAUAGCCAACAUUGGUGGUGCUUACGAGUCCAGUUCCCGGGCCGAGGCGGCCGUCUCCACAGCGCGCUUGGCGGCGUCCGACUUCCUGGGAUGUGAUGCGCAGGAGGUCGUGUUUGGCGCCAGCAUGACUGCCUUGGUCCUUCACCUGGCCCGAGCCUUGGGGCCAGCCCUCCACGCCUCGGCCGCCACGCCUCGCAAUGUCGUGCUGGAUCCCAUGAGCCACGGUGCCAAUGUGUGGCCCUGGCUGAAGCUUGCUGCUGGGCUUGGAGCCGAGGUGCGCUGGUUACCUGUCUUAAAAGACUGCCUUUGUCUGGAUACCAGCGACCAAGCACUCGGUACCGUAAUCGACAGAAACACAUGCUUUGUGGCCGCGGGAGCCGCCUCCAAUGGUGUUGGGUCGAUUCACGACGUCCAGCAGCUCUGCCAAGCUGCGAAAGAGCUCUCAGAGGAAAGGGCCUUGACUUUUGUGGAUGCUGUGCACUUUGCUCCUCACAGUCACGUCAACGUGCAUCGCAUCGGCUGCGAUUUCUUGGUUUGCUCUCCGUACAAGUUCUUCGGCCCGCACGCAGGCAUCCUCUUCGGACGGCGCCGACUCUUGGAGUCUUUGCCAGCAGAUCGCUUGGACUGCUCCGAUGACUCCUUGCCGAGCAUGGCCAACGGCCACAUGUCUCGCUGGGAAGUCGGCACCCAGAACUACGAGGCACUGGCAGGCGUCACUGCUGCCGUGAACUACCUGGCCGAUUUGGGCCACCGCUUCGGAGGAGCUUCUCCAAGCGCGCCACGCCCAGAGCGCCUGGAAGCAGGUUGGCAUGCCAUCGAGGCUCACGAGAAUGAUCUGAAGCGGCGCUUCUUGGAAGGCUUGCAGAGCAUCCGGACAGUCCACCUGUUGGGGGAAGAGGAUCCGACCCAAAUCGCGCAUCGCACUGCCACCUUCGCCGUGUGCAAGGAAAGCCUCGCACCACAGGAGCUUGCCAAGAGGCUCUGCAGCAGGGGCAUCUGGUGCACUGCUGGCAACCACUAUGCUGGGUUUUGGGAAGCACACAGCGGCGGCCUUGCGACCAACGAGGAGGGAAUGGCUCGCUUGGGCUUGUUGCACUACAACUCCGUCGGCGAGGUGGAUCGUAUCCUCGCGGCUCUUGAGGACGCAUGA
Messenger RNA from Symbiodinium necroappetens, 2202 nucleotides. The record is from the annotation of a GenBank genome assembly. NCBI's taxonomy places the organism in Eukaryota, Dinophyceae, Suessiales, Symbiodiniaceae.